Messenger RNA from Botrytis fragariae, 1590 nucleotides. RefSeq lists its product as uncharacterized. The transcript is spliced from 4 exons. Bases 1 to 1590 code for a protein of 529 amino acids. The record is from RefSeq and is a predicted model, not a curated record. NCBI's taxonomy places the organism in Eukaryota, Fungi, Ascomycota, Leotiomycetes, Helotiales, Sclerotiniaceae.
AUGAUAAGAGCAGCUAUGGUGAGAGAGAAGGAAGACCACAAAACUCACCUGCAUCGAGUCGCAUCCUCAAAUUUACCUAUUGUACCUCGAAAGUCUUGGGAAUACUAUGUCGCAAUUUUACAACCAGGAAUUUCUUUGGAAAAAUGUGAACAUGGUGAUUUUUUAUGGAUUAGGGUUAAGAGGACAGUCACGAUCGGAAAAAUCCUGGCAUCACACUUCAAGAGAACCGGUCGAAACUCGAUUCUCAUGGAUGGCGACGUCGGGUUAUCAAUCGAUGCCAAAAUCGAGGAUCUAAAAUGUUUGGGACUUGGCGUAUAUGCAUUCUGGGAGAUUGUUAAGGUUGAGAAAUGGUGGGAGUAUAGAGACGAUGUCGAUGAAGGAAGAGAAACAUGGGGAUUGUUAGAAAAUACGCUUCCUUCAACUAUGGCAUAUGAGGAAACUGAAUUGAUUGAACCUAGGGAACUCUUUCAGAAUGCAUCGACCAAACCUUAUUCGAUUGAGAAGAAAGAGGAAUCUGGGAGCUUGUUGAAGAUGACAGUUGCUUCCACCAUGACGGCAUAUGAAGAAAUGAGGGCUAUUAAGUUCAAGCGCAAGACCAAGUCAUCGCUGAGUGAAAAGAAAGAUGAAAAGCCUUGGAGUUGGGAAACUACAGCCCCAUCAAUCAUAAAUAAUACUGUAGGAGCAAGAGGAAAACAAACACUCACAGAGCUUUCAAAGAACAAGUCAAGCAUGGCAGCCUCAGUUAAAAUGAAAGAAGACAAUUCCAAGGAGCGAUCAGGAGCUACAUCAACCAACAACAUAUCUUAUGUUAUUAAAGCAGGACAGAAACGGAAAUUGGGAAAAAUGACAAAAGGAGAGAUUUUGAAAAGAGAGCUAGCUCAAGAGGAUAGGGCUGAAAUUAUCAAACGUAGAAGGAUAGAGUUGGAAUCGGAAGAUGCCAACGAUAAGAUCAUGAAACAAAUGAGAACGGAGUUGGACAAAAAGCUGGAUCUUAUGAAGUCGAAAAACGAAAAGGCACCAGCGAUCAACUUGCUAAAACCUUUUGCUGAAAACACAAAAUUGGAUUUAAAAAGACACGAUGAUUACGUCGCCAAACAGCGAAAAAACAUGGAGGCAAGUUCCCAAAGAUUCGGGAAAUUGCAGUUUAAAGAGAUUCUCAAACGAUUCGAGAUUUCGUGGGAACGACAAAGGCAAGACAUCACCAAUAGAGAUCCACAGUUCGAACAGAGUGUUAAAUCUGAACUUCAAAAGUUAAAAGGAAAGAUUACUUCGAAAGUUCAAGACCACGGCUCCCUCGAAUCCAUUCUCAAAGAGAGAGAAAUCCACCUUGACCUUGAAGCUAUCCAGAGACAACUCGACAUGGCAAAACGCGAACACCCACAAUCAAAAAUUACUCUUCGCUAUUUUAGUAAUACCGUUCGCUUGGAGUGCGCAUAUUGUCCCAAUAUCGAGAUUCAAAUGGGGCUGAAAGACUCUCGCAAUGUUGCUGGAAUAGUAAAAAGACAUCAAACAUCAAAGGGUCACACGGACAAUCGAUAUAACGAAGCUCAGAGAAAACAGGGGAGCGAACAGUCGAAAAACAAUAUCUAG